GCUGGGUACCAGUCAGCGCUCCCCGGCUCUAGCGGCGGAAGAGAUGGAGCAGCGUCACGAGCGCCCGGCCCCUUAAAACGCUGCUGGCUGUAGCCGCCUCCCUCCCGGCAACCCGCGGCGGGGAUGGAGUAAAGGGAGACCCAUCGACCUGCUCGCAGGGAUCUGCAAUGGAGUUAAAGCAAUCUUUGUCUACCCAUCUGGAAGCUGAGAAGCCUCUAAGGCGCUAUGGGGCAGUGGAGGAGACGGCGUGGAAAGCGGAGGGACUGGGGAGAAAUCAGCUGGACAUCAUCUCCAUGGCGGAGACCAGCAUGAUGCCCGAGGAGAUUGAACUGGAGAUGGUAAAAAUUCAGCGUCUCCGGGAAGUCUUGGUCCGACGGGAGUCUGAGCUCAGGUUUAUGAUGGAUGACAUCCAGCUUUGCAAUGACAUCAUGGACCUGAAGCAGGAGCUGCAGAACUUGGUGGCCAUCCCAGAAAAAGAAAAAACCAAGCCACAGAAGCAGAGAGAGGAUGAGCUAAUCCAGAAGAUCCACAAACUGGUGCAGAAGAGAGACUUCCUGGUGGACGAUGCAGAGGUGGAACGGUUAAGGGAGCAAGAAGAAGACAAGGAAAUGGCCGAUUUCCUGAGAAUCAAAUUAAAACCUCUAGAUAAAGUAACCAAAUCUCCAUCCAGCUCCCGAGCAGAGAAGAAAGCAGAGCCCCCACCUAGCAAGCCCACGGUGGCCAAGACCGGGCUGGCACUCAUCAAGGACUGCUGCGGGGCCACCCAGUGCAAUAUCAUGUAGCCCCCAUGUGUGGUGACCCCGGGGCCAUGGGAAAACCCCUCCCACCCUCUUGUCUUCAUAGCCUCCUUUUCAUUGGGGCCCAAGAGCUCUCCAAGGCAGAAGGGGUUGAAGGCAAGCCCAUGACUGCUGCCAGGGGCUAUGGGUGCGGCAGGCGGGCCCAGCCGCCCUGUACAGAGUGUAGCAAUAGGGAGUUCCUUACUGUCGCAUGGCCCUCCCCAGAGCAUGCCGAACCCAGGAGUCUGUCUCACUGUUUAUCCAACUACCAGGAAAGGUCCUCCCUCAAAAAAGUAUAUCUCCACUUCUAUCUAUCCGUAUCUAACCCACGGUGUGAAUGAACUGGGAGAGGGGCAUGAUACCCAGGUGUGUAUACUUGUGACUUUUCAAUACUCUAGCACCAUGUUGGACACACCCCCAAUCCACUCUCCUAGCUCAGCUGUUAGGCCUGCCCCCGUGGGCACAGCCAUGUCCCCCAUUUGUCCUCCUGCAGGGUCUGUGCCCUGGAGGGCCCCACACAGCCCACGUGUCUUGGAGACACAGAGGGCCCAUCUGUAAAGAUUGAACUUGUAUGUGGUGUCAUGCUCACAUCUGCUUUCUCCCUUCCUGUUUCUGGGCACGGUUCACAUCAGGGGUGAUUCCAUUCGCUCUUGGCUCUUCCUUCCCUUCCACCACGUGCGUGGAGCAGAGUUGGGGCUGGUGCUGCGACUGGAGCACAUUCCAUGCUCAGAGGAGGUGCACAGAGCCAGAGACUCCAACACUGAGAAAA
Messenger RNA from Manis javanica (Malayan pangolin), 1545 nucleotides. RefSeq names its product bMERB domain containing 1 (gene BMERB1). The record is from RefSeq and is a predicted model, not a curated record. NCBI's taxonomy places the organism in Eukaryota, Metazoa, Chordata, Mammalia, Pholidota, Manidae. Gene Ontology annotation, biological process: negative regulation of microtubule depolymerization. Gene Ontology annotation, cellular component: microtubule cytoskeleton.